AUGGUUCGUAAUUAUGUAAGAAAAAGGGUUCAAACUUAUUCAAACGUAGACAUUGGCGAAGCUAUUAAAUCAAUUAAAGAUGAUAAAAUGACUAUUAAUGAAGCAUCAGCGAAAUAUAACGUACCGAUUAGUACGUUAUACAAUCGUCUAUCAGGACACAAUGGCUCUAGUCUACGUGGUGGCACAACAAUAUUGAGUAAAGAAGAAGAGUCUCAUCUGGUUUAUGUGAUAAAAACAAUGCAAGAUUAUAAUCAUCCUGUAUCAAAUUCAAACGUACGCACAAUAGCUCGGCGGUGUACGACAGAAUUAAAGAAAGAUAUUCCAGAUAAUGGUCCAGGAAAAGAUUGGUUUUACGGUUUUAUGAGGAGAUGA
Molecule: messenger RNA, 372 nt
Organism: Didymodactylos carnosus
Lineage: Eukaryota; Metazoa; Rotifera; Eurotatoria; Philodinida; Philodinidae
Source: the annotation of a GenBank genome assembly